This is a messenger RNA of Colias croceus (clouded yellow), 1617 nucleotides long. It is a transcript of the gene Lim3, whose product is annotated as LIM/homeobox protein Lhx3. The record is from RefSeq and is a predicted model, not a curated record. The coding region runs from base 53 to 1255 and encodes 400 amino acids. The transcript is spliced from 7 exons. Gene Ontology annotation, biological process: neuron differentiation; regulation of transcription by RNA polymerase II. NCBI's taxonomy places the organism in Eukaryota, Metazoa, Arthropoda, Insecta, Lepidoptera, Pieridae. Gene Ontology annotation, molecular function: DNA-binding transcription factor activity, RNA polymerase II-specific; RNA polymerase II transcription regulatory region sequence-specific DNA binding. Gene Ontology annotation, cellular component: nucleus.
UCGCGGAGUUGAAUGUUUACUUUGUGAUUAUAGGACGUAGUGUUGUGAAUUCAUGGAAUCGGGAUUCGGUGAAGUGGAAUCAGAAAGAGAUCGGCGGAUCGCUUCUAUGGCUGCGUCGUUGGAGGUUAUGCACCCAUUGGACCCGCCGCAGCCUGAUGUACUCCUAGCAUUGCUUGCGAGAAACAAGGCGCUUGAAGCCAGUAUUCCAAAAUGCGGUGGCUGUCACGAGAUGAUAGUAGACCGGUACGUGCUGAAGGUGUCAGACCGGACGUGGCACGCUGGGUGUCUUCGCUGUGUUGAGUGCAGGGCAAUGUUAUCCGGGAAAUGCUUUGCAAGGAACAACCAGUUGUACUGCACUGAAGACUUCUUCAAUCCCAGGCGGUUUGGCACAAAAUGCGCAGGCUGCGGCCAAGGCAUCCCGCCGACACAGGUGGUGCGGCGGGCGCAGUCCCAUGUCUACCAUCUGCGGUGCUUCGCGUGUGCAGCCUGUGCGAGGACGCUCAACACUGGUGAUGAAUUCUACUUGAUGGAAGACGGGAAGCUCGUGUGCAAGCCGGACUAUGAAGCCGCGAGGGCUAAAGGUGAAGGUUCUCUAGACGGAGAUGCAGCCAGCAAGCGACCACGAACAACGAUAACAGCAAAGCAGUUAGAAACCCUUAAAAGUGCAUACAGCAGUAGUCCCAAACCAGCGAGGCAUGUGAGGGAACAACUAGCGCAAGAUACGGGCCUGGAUAUGAGAGUAGUGCAAGUCUGGUUUCAAAAUAGAAGAGCAAAAGAAAAGAGGCUAAAGAAAGAUGCCGGUCGCACACGAUGGUCACAAUACUUCAGAUCUAUGAAAGGUUCAGGCGGCGGCUCUCCCAGACACGAUCGUUUACUCGACAAAGAUGAACUGAAAAUUGACUUGGAUUCAUUUAGUCAUCAUGAACUGAGCAACGAUAGCUAUAGCACGGCAGCUAUGGGGGGUGAGGACAGUUCGCCCGCGGGCGGCGUGGGAGGGGGCGCGCGGUUCGGGGCCACGCCGCCGUACCUGCGCGCGCAUUCACCCCCCCACGCGCACUACCACUACCCCCCUGACCACCUCGUCUACACCAAUAUCGGUCAAGCCAUGGGCGGUGGUCUCGGCACUGGCACCGGAGGAGCAUCAGACAUGAGCAGCUCGUCAUCACCAGCCGCUGGGGGGUACCCGGACUUCCCCCCCUCCCCGGACUCGUGGCUCGGGGAGCCGCACCACUACUCUCCGCGCGGCUACCCCUAGCGGCGGCCGCCGCCGGCGCACGCGCACCUCGCGCCCCCGCCGCUCCCCGCGCCCUGCCCACCGAUCGCCCUACAACCGCUCGAACUCGUUGUUAAACGUGAACUGUGACUUGACUCCCCAAUAGUCUAAUAUCAAGUAAAUUAAUGGAUUUAAGCCAGUAAUGAACAUUCCAAUACCAUUCCAUUUACAGUCAUAUAGAAAUAACUUAAAUUCUGAUAUGAAAUAGACGUGAAAUAGACAACGUAAAUCGUGAAACGGAUAUACCUUAUCAUUGUAAAUAGUACUCUGUACGACAGCCAAUUGUUAAUCAAACACUAUCUAUAGUUUUACAGUUUAAAUUCAAAAUUUUGUGUAAAUAAUUA